Messenger RNA from Penaeus chinensis, 1236 nucleotides. RefSeq lists its product as uncharacterized. The record is from RefSeq and is a predicted model, not a curated record. The coding region runs from base 1 to 1236 and encodes 411 amino acids. Lineage: Eukaryota; Metazoa; Arthropoda; Malacostraca; Decapoda; Penaeidae. The transcript has 2 exons.
AUGGUUGAAAACAGAAGGCAUACCCCAGUGUAUAUAAAAGCUAAGCGGCAGAAAAUCCUCAAGAAGAGCUUGAUUGCGGUGAAUCUUUUAGAGUCGCGGGAAAAAUGUCUUAUGGGGAAAGUGCCACACGAGGAAAGUGCCACACGAGGAAAGUGCAACACGAGGAAAGUGCCACACGAGGAAAGUGCCACACGAGGAAAGUGCCACACGAGGAAAGUGCCAUACGAGGAAAGUGCCACACGAGGAAAGUGCCACACGAGGAAAGUGCCACACGAGGAAAGUGCCACACGAGGAAAGUGCACACGAGGAAAGUGCCACACGAGGAAAGUGCCAUACGAGGAAAGUGCCAUACGAGGAAAGUGCCACACGAGGAAAGUGCCACACGAGGAAAGUGCCAUACGAGGAAUGUGCCACACGAGGAAAGUGCCACACGAGGAAAGUGCCACACGAGGAAAGUGCCACACGAGGAAAGUGCCACACGAGGAAAGUGCCAUACGAGGAAAGUGCCACACGAGGAAAGUGCCACACGAGGAAAGUGCCACACGAGGAAAGUGCCACACGAGGAAAGUGCCACACGAGGAAAGUGCCACACGAGGAAAGUGCCACACGAGGAAAGUGCCACACGAGGAAAGUGCCACACGAGGAAAGUGCCACACGAGGAAAGUGCCACACGAGGAAAGUGCCACACGAGGAAAGUGCCACACGAGGAAAGUGCCACACGAGGAAAGUGCCACACGAGGAAAGUGCCACACGAGGAAAGUGCCACACGAGGAAAGUGCCACACGAGGAAAGUGCCACACGAGGAAAGUGCCACACGAGGAAAGUGCCACACGAGGAAAGUGCCACACGAGGAAAGUGCCACACGAGGAAAGUGCCACACGAGGAAAGUGCCACACGAGGAAAGUGCCACACGAGGAAAGUGCCAUACGAGGAAAGUGCCACACGAGGAAAGUGCCAUACGAGGAAAGUGCCACACGAGGAAAGUGCCACACAAGGAAAGUGCUAUACAAGGAAAGUGCCACACAAGGAAAGUGCCACACGAGGAAAGUGCCCUACGGGGAAAGUGCCAUACGAGGAAAGUGCCAUACGAGGAAAGUGCCACACAAGGAAAGUGCCACAUGGGGAACGUGCCAUACUGUAAAAAUGUCUUAUGGGGAAAGUGCUAUAAAAGGAAAGUGCUAUACGAGGAACAUGUCAUACAGGAAGAAUGCAAUGAAACCAUCACAAACACAGUAA